AGAUAGGUCAGCCUGACUGCUGCCGGUCAUUUCAUGCUGAACUUGGAGGAGGCAUAACGCUAAUCAAUAGAGUAGGUGUGAGUAUUGAUUGUGUCCUGGUUAGCAACUUAAUUUAACCUUUGUCUUAAUUCCCUUUGUAUUCUUGGAGGGUAUCUGGGAAUGGUUAAGACUUUACAUACUGACUGCUACAAGAAGGAUACAGCUUGAUGAUUCAUGUGUUUGAUCUAGUUUGUCUGCAGAUUUCACAUUUUCCUUAAGAAUACUGUAUUUUAGGGGACAUUACGAGGCAGCAAAAAUGAAGCGCUCCCUUGGACUAUGCUUGGUGGUCUGUUUUGGGAUACUCGAUUUGGGCUGUGCACUUCGGUGCUUCAAGUGUUCCGAUUACACAGGGCGCUGCGAAAAUGUUCAAGACUGCACUUAUGAAGAUUCCUGUUUAUCUCUGAGUGAAAGAGGUGGGAAGACAAUUCGACAGUGUAUCAGAUACACAGACUGUGACAAUUCUCGGCUGUCCCAGAUGUUCCCUGCAGUCUCCGGAUUCACCUACCGGUGUUGCAACAGCAACCUGUGUAACAGUAGUACCACUUUUGCCACGAGAUGGCCAGUUUUCGCUUUGAUGGGGUCACUGUUGGUCUUCUGGUGGUCCUCACUGUGAGCUCCAACUGCCAUGCAGAGCCGUCAAUGGAGCUGGAGAUUGAUUGCAGUCAGUGAUAUGAAUUUAGGUUGUUAUUGUUGAUCGAGUUCAAUUUGUUGUUUAAAUUGUGGAUGAACAAUGUCUGACUUAGCUGCAGUCUUCCUGUUUUCUCACAUGCUUUUGUUUCAGUGAACUAACCUAGAGGAACACUCAAAAUAGAAAUCUAAAUGUUUAUUUAUUUUCGUUGUUGUAAAUUGAUCCUUGACAGUUUUAUGUGCAUAUUUGGGUUAGGCCAUUAGCUUCAGAAGCAUCAGGCUAAGACAACCUCGUUCAUCCAAUAUUUUUUUUUGUUUUGUCAUUUAGCAGAUGCUCUUAUCCAGAGCGACUUAGUUAGUGAGUGCAUACAUUUU
Molecule: messenger RNA, 1041 nt
Organism: Coregonus clupeaformis (lake whitefish)
Lineage: Eukaryota; Metazoa; Chordata; Actinopteri; Salmoniformes; Salmonidae
Product: CD59 glycoprotein
Exons: 3
Coding region: 296-652 (118 amino acids)
Source: RefSeq, a predicted model, not a curated record